Aspergillus vadensis CBS 113365 is the source of this 279-nucleotide messenger RNA. RefSeq names its product 60S ribosomal protein eL37. The record is from RefSeq and is a predicted model, not a curated record. Gene Ontology annotation, molecular function: structural constituent of ribosome; RNA binding. The transcript is spliced from 3 exons. NCBI's taxonomy places the organism in Eukaryota, Fungi, Ascomycota, Eurotiomycetes, Eurotiales, Aspergillaceae. Gene Ontology annotation, biological process: translation. Gene Ontology annotation, cellular component: cytosolic large ribosomal subunit; ribosome. The annotation marks the transcript as partial.
AUAGCGAAGGGUACCUCCAGCUUCGGAAAGCGCCACAACAAGACUCACACUCUUUGCCGGCGUUGUGGCCGCCGCUCCUUCCACGUCCAGAAGUCGACUUGUGCCAACUGCGGUUACCCUGCCGCUAAGACUCGCAAGUUCAACUGGAGCGAGAAGGCCAAGCGCAGAAAGACCACCGGCUCCGGCAGAAUGCGUCACCUCAAGGAGGUCCACCGCCGCUUCCACAACGGCUUCCAGAUCGGCACUCCCAAGGGCGCUCGUGGUCCCGAGAACCACUAG